CUCCAGAUGCCAAAACCUCACAUGCUGAGUAUUUAUUUACUCUCCUCCAAGCCUUGGCUAGUUUCAGUAGAGUAGUUAAUGUUUAAUGUGUCUUCGGAUGGGCGGCCCUAACUAUAUAGGCUGUGAUAUUUUUUAACCCAUUCCCUUCACCCCAUAAGCCCCUUAAAGAGGGCAAGGGUUAAAAGAUACCAAAUUCUCACCUUGAGUGUUUUGCUUGUUUCUCAGGCUUCUUAUCAGGCAGAAAUACCUCAGGUUUCGAUGGCUGCCCAGAAUUAGCCUUCAAGUUUCAAGGUUGUAAAGUUAGUCGAAGGAAAUGAAGCAUUAAGGUGAAGCCAAGUUGUAAUGGAGGGUAGAAGGUGGGGUAAAAACCUUUUUACAGUCAAAACCCUUUGGGUCAGAAAAGUAGGUGUGAAGAUGAGGUGCAAGUUCCUUAGGGCUCAUCCAGCUUUGGUUUCAGGUUCAAAUUAACCUCUGCAGUGAUUACGACAGCAUGAUCUUCAGUGGCACUUGGUGUCAUUUCUAGACUCUUUGGAAAUAUCCAUCUGUUUGGGGGGCAUUAAGCGGGCCUAAAGCUGAACCAGAUAGUUUACAGAGUUUAAGGUAUGAAGUAAAAGGAGAAGGAUGUCCCUAGGGUUUAGUAUUUAUUCAGGGGUAGCCAAUGACCCUUCUUUGGUAGGGGCUACUCUUGCAUCUGGAAAAUCCCUGGGAUGCCCUCUGAGGGGCCUGGAAUCCAUUAGCUCUCUUAUGUAUGUAGAUGUAGGUUAGGAAGUGGUAGUGAGAAGAGACCUAGGUUUCUCACCUGUAAAAUGAAGAAAAUGUCAUUUCCUAUUUAUGUUAUGAGUUCAUUCUUAAGAUGUAAUGAGGAUAUCUGAAAGCACUUUGUAAACUGUAAGGUGGUGCUAUUUCUGUUGUUUUUAAUCUCUUCUAGUUGCUUCUGGCAAUCCUAGAGGGGUUUCCUAAAGUGAUAGAGUGAUAGGCUUCUCUGGGAGGAAAGAGAGGCUAGCAAACCACUAUAAAGUACCAAGAACAAGGGUAGUAAUUUUCUUUGAAAGGAAGAGGCAGCAUCUGUUCACCCAUUCACAGCAAAUAUUAUAUUAAUUAAAAAAGUCACUCUAAAUAUUCACUGCCCCAAUUUUACAGGUUAGAAAACUAGGGCUGAAAACAUGACCCUUGGAUCUAUGCUUGCUUCUCGAAGACAAGGCUUUUGUGUUAUUCAGUUUUGUACCUCCAGUGACUGUUAGAUGCUCAUAAAUAUUAGUUUAACUGAAAACAUUGCUCAAAUCCCACUGAGCCAUAUAUUCUCUGGGAAAUAAAAUAUUUAAGAAAAAGCAGGAAAUGGUAAUUUAGAAGUCAAGAAGAAGCCUUCCAACAGCUCAACCCAGUAGACAUUAGAACAGAUGACAAGUUCAUUCAUCCAGCAUUUUCUGAGUGUCUUCUGUAUGCCCAGGCCUAUGAGACAUGGAUUCCCAUGGCUAUAAUGGCCUUAACCCUAGAGAAUGUUAGAAAUGGGUUAGUACUCUCUGAGCCUGGAUAGUCGUUAAUGGAGUAGAUAGCUGAGAUGACAGAAUUUCAUCCACGUGACCUCUCCUGUUCCUGUUUCUUUGGGUUUCUGGGUAUUGGGGAACUAACCUCAUGAAAGAACCCUAACAGCUGUCUCACCUAAUGUUGAUUUAUCACUGGGCUUCUUUGAUUUCUCUGCACCCUCUGAUUUCCUCCUUAUCGCCUAAUAGGCUCUAGACCCUCAUGAACCGCAUGUGUCUGGCUCGUUAGGGAUCUUCCCUCUUCCUCUCCUGUGUCCUGCCCCUCCCCAUCUGCCCCACUUGAAGGACUCCUCCCAAACAGGAAAGGAGCUCCAUGAGUCUUUAUUCUUGGCAGCUCUGUAUGAUCGGCAGGCUGACUCACCCAACCCAGCCCAAACCUGACUUUGGUACUGGAAGCAAUUGUUGGCAGAGGCCAAGAGGAUACCUGCCCUGGCAUCCAAACCCCAAGCCCCAAGAUCUCAAAGAGAACACAUUUUCUAGGACAUUUUACCUACUUUUGGGAAGAUUAGAGAGAUGGUAAAACAUAACAUGGCAUUGGGGAGAAAACAUGGAUUCAGAGUCAGGCAAACUAUGUUCUGAUUCUAGCUCUCCCCCAACUCGUUUUGACAUUGGUAAUGCCUCUUAAUCUUAAUUCUUUUCGAGUUUCACUUUAACAUAAGAAAGUCACCCCUGGCCUGCCCAACUCUGGUGGAAUGUUUCCACAAACAGGCAUAUGAAAAUGCUUGGGACUUUCAGAAGGAAGAAGGCACUGCCUUCUUCUGCUACUACUAUUGUCACAGUGAACUUGAAACUUUUUCCCUCGGAGCUGGAGUUGGGAGGAGAUCACAAGGGGCAUUUCUUUUGCUCAUUUGACACAGGCUAGCGACCCUCUUUGCAACAACAGAGGAGGAGAUGAUGCACAAGAGGGAAAUUGGGUUUGCUCAACCACUGCAGGUGCUAUUCACAUGUUUCCCAGGCUAGGGAGAUGAUGGUGAUGGUGGUGGUGAUGGUGGUGGUUGUGAUGAUGUAGAUGAUGUUGACCAUAAUAGCAGCUAACAAUUACUGGGCCAUGCACUGUGCAAAGUAAUUUACAUGGAGUAUUUCACUGUAUCCUCAAGACAACCCUAUGAUGCAGACACUAUAAAGGGCCCUAUUCCUUCUCUUUAGCCUAUAGUCUCUGGUUUAGCCAUAACCCCUCUUUUCUAUGCUCUUGUUUCCUUUGCUUCGAUUUAGUUUGAUCCUAGAUAGAUGCUGUCUUUUUAUUGUUACAAGAACAGAUGUAGUUAUUUAUUAGGUAUAUGAGUAUUUAAUACAAACUGAACUGUCCUAAGUGUUCUCUCUUUUAAUCCUUUCAAUAGCCCUAUUUAAUGAAGAAAAAGAGACUCAAGGAGGAAUUUGCCUAAAGUCACGUAACUGUAAAUGGCUGAAUUCGAAUUUGAACACAGAUCCAACUACCUCCAAAACCCAAACAAUUAACUCCAAUAAUAUUUCUUGUUUACGAUAAUGAAAAUGUAGGUUCAGCUCCCUGGUUCAGAGAAGCAAGUGAUUAAGAGAAGUAAUGGAAUCUCCUUUCUCACUAGACUGCUUCCUCACCACCUGAGUCUUCCCUUCGCAUGUGUUUAAGCCAGCUUAUGUGUCCUUCCAUGCAGGCCGCGGGUUCAGGUAAUGGCUGUCCAUGGCCCCCCUUCUAGCUCUCUGCUUGCUUGGUGUCCCUGCCGCCAUGCUGCUCCAGAGCCUGGGCAGAGCCUUGCGGGAGCCUCGGCUCACUCAUGGCUUUGUUCUUCUCUUUUCAGGCCCAGCCUGGGACAUUCUUGGCUUCCCUUCGCUUCCCCUCUGGGAGCCCCUUUCGCCGCUCCUGCACCUUGCUUCGGGCGAUGCCCGAGAGGGAGCUGUGGCCAGCCGGGCCUGGCUCAGAACCCGUGACCCGCCUCGGCAGCUGUGACAGCAUGAUGAGCACCACCUCCACCCACUCUGGAUCUAGUGACAGCAGCUAUGACUUCCUGUCUGCUGAAGAGAAGGAGUGUCUUCUCUUCCUAGAGGAGACCAUUGGCUCACUGGACACUGAGGCUGACAGUGGACUGUCCACUGAUGAGUCAGAGCCGGCCACAACCCCCCGAGGUCCACAAGCACCGCCCAUAACCCAGCCUGCUCCCCAGGGACAUCCAAAGGAGACCAUCAUUCAGCAAGGACCAGAGCCAAGGAGAGUGACUCCAUCCAGCUCAUCCUAUCCCACAGAGCCCCAAGGCCUGAGCCUCAGGUCUGGCUCCCACAGCCUCCCCAGAAAUAUCCAGAUUGGCAGAAACCAGAACCUCAGGAAAAGCACCACCCAGACUAACAGCCACGUUCCUGGAGAAUCUGAAGGGCUUGUACCAGAGCCUGAGAAAAAAAGGGUCAGCCGGAGCAGUGAGCCCAGCCAGGCACCAGCCGGCCCCCAGGAAGCUGCGCCUGACUUGGACGUGGUGCUCAUCCCUCCACCAGAGGCUUUCCGGGACACCCAGCCGGAGCGCCCUGGGGAAGGCAGCCGGCCUGUGGGGCCAAGGGAGCAAGGUCGCACACCCCAGCUGCACGCGUCGCUCAGUCCCCAGAAGAGACAAACCUUUUCAGAAGCCAUGUCCCGAAAAGCCAGUGAGAAAGCCUCGGAGGAGGUCCCAGGACAGCCACGGCCUCCUGCCUUGUCUCCUCAGAUCCCUAGAGCUGAAGGUGCUCCCCGCCCAUCGGGGGAGGAUCCAAAUUCCCAACCAGCUCCCCUCACAGCUCCUAAGCCCCGGAAGCUGCCACCCAAUAUUGUUCUGAAGAGCAGCCGAAGCAGUUUCCACAGUGAUCCCCAGAAUUGGCUGUCCCGCCACUCGGAGACCACCCCCGGAGACUCUGGCCCAGUCUCUUCCUCACUACAGGAGCAGCGGAAAGCCCGCAGAGAAGCCCUGGAGAAGCUGGGGCUACCCCAGGACCAAGAUGAGCCAAGUCUCCACUUAAGCAAGCCCAGCAGCUCUAUCAGACUCAAGGAGACUCCUGCUCAGGCCCCAUCCUCGGCUCUAGCACCCGCCCUGGCUCAGCCUGCAGUUCCACCUCAGGUCUCAGCAGCUGUCCCUGCUCCAGCUCCAGCUCCAGCUCUGGGACCUUCUCCAGGGAAGGCUCUGUUUCCAGCUCUAGUUCAGGGAUCCUCUCCAGGGAAGGUUUCGAUUCCCGCCCAGGAACCCCUUCCAGGGAAGGCUGCAGCUACCAAAUCCAUGCCAAUUCCUAUCCCUAAGGCCCCGAAGGUAAAUAGUCCCCAGACUCAACCAAAGCCAGACUCAGGGCUGGCUCUCCAGAAGAGCGACAUCUCUGGCCUGAGACAGAUGAGCUUCAAGUCCAACACUCUGGAACGCUCAGGCGUGGGGCUGAGCAGCUACCUCUCAGCUGAGAAAGACCCCAGCCCCAAAACCAGCACCUCUCUGGGAAAGGACUCCUUCUUGGACAAGAUCUCUCCCAGUGUUCUGCGUAAUUCCAGGCCCCGCCCUGCCUCCUUGGGCACAGGGAAGGAUUUUGCAGGUAUCCAGGUGGGCAAGCUGGCUGACCUGGAGCAGGAGCAGAGCUCCAAGCGCCUCUCUUACCCAGGACAGAGUCGUGACAAGCUGCCUCGGCCCGCCUGCGUCAGCGUCAAGAUAUCCCCAAAAGGCGCCCCUGAUGAGCACAGAAGGGAGGCUCUGAAGAAGCUGGGACUGCUGAAGGAGUAGACACCAACCACCAGCACCCCUGGCACUACCCUCUGUGCACUACACGAGAAGGGCUCAGGGCUCCACUCAGGAGCCUUUCCCACCUCACAACCUAGGGGCUGGGCAGGGCUAGGCUUCUCUCAGAUGUUCUUUUCUCUCUGGGUUGUUGGGGAGAGAUUUGAGUCCAAGCAUAUUUUGUUUAUGUUCAGAGAGGUUGUGCUAAUGAGUACCCACAUGAAUUCAUCCUGAAGAUGAUUUCCACAAGUGUGUGUAUGUGUGUGUGUGUGUGUAUUAUAGGCUGUAUAUAUCACUGAAGCUAUUUAUAUAACACAAGGAGUCAUUGCUCCAAAUUCUGCUCUUGUUGGAGAUUCUCUUACAUCAGGUAGAGUUCAGUCUGGCCAGAACUGAGUGGGGAGGGGUGGCUAAUUGAGGAGGAGAAUCAAACGAGACUGAAUGUGCCCAUGACUUGGAAGAAGCAGCGUUAAGGUUGCUUGAAGCGAGGGUCUCUCAGUUCAGGCCUUCUGGACAGGGGCAUGUGACCAAGAGGAAUUGGUUUGCCACCUCUUCAUCCACUGCCCUCUCACUGUGUCUAGUCCCAAGGAUUUAACUAAACUCCCCACCACCCCUGUGGUUGAAUGAUUGCAGAACAGCUCUUGUUGGUCUGAGAAGGCAGGAUAAUUGACCACAUAUGCACACUUCCAGUUCCACUCGGGAGACUUCUGGGCUUAAUACAGCCAAUGAUAAAAUGUGCUGCAGUCCCUGACUAAUUUUCCUGUUCUUCCUGCUCCCCGGCCCCCCAUCGCACUGACUCCAGUGGCGACUCCAGGCUGGGACAACACUGAGAUGGGAGCCCCAGCCCAGAGACUAUAAAUACUAAAGAACUGGUUUGAGCCUUCUCCACUAGGUGGUUUUAAAAACAUCCCCAGCCCCUACAAGGGAAAAUCAACACAAUAUAUUCUCUGCUAGUUAUUCAUAGAAUACCAGAGCUGAGAGGGACCUUAGAUAAGCUCCUAUUCAACCCUGUCGGGGAAGAGAAGUGACUCAUCCACAGUCACUCUGUCAUUUAGGGCAGAACUGGGGCUAGAACCUGGGGCUCCCAGCUCCCACUCUUGGCUGCAUCUGCUGCCUCCCCUUAACCAGUGUUUUGUAACAUCCACAAUGCACCCCAAGGAUCAAGGGUCGUCAUCAAAAACCCAAUCUGAAGACCCUUCAAGAUCCUAAAAUAUCUUCUGAAAUAUCAGAGAUUAAAUAUUGUUCAGGAUAACAUGUAGUGUUGUGUUUUUAAUUCAGUCUUUGAAAAGGAGCAACAUCAUGACUCAUUAUUAACCAGAAUACCCCUCCUCCAAAUUCCGCGACCAAGUUCUGCAACUUGAGAAAAUGCCCAGAGGUGGGUAAUAUGGGUAGGUGGUGUGGACUUGUGAACACAAGCUUGAGGAUCAGGCAUGGCUAGACAUGACCUCUGCCUCCCCUUAGGAAAUAAGUCUUAUUCAUGGUUGUGACUUGGUUUGAGUCCAGGAUCCCCAGAUGUGAGGGGCAGAUAAAGGGAAUGAAAGUUGGAAGGUGCCCUUUGGUUCUGCUAAGCAUUUGUGUGCCAUAUCAUUAGGGACCCAGUACCGUCAAACUCAUUUCUGAAAGCCAUGAGAAGGUUAAGGUAAGGACAACCCAUGCCCCCACCCUGCUAUGGUAUGUAGGGUGUGGGUGUGACAGUUUCUGUGUACGCUGUCUCACACACACUCACACCCAAAAGCCUGAUGCCUUAUACCUGCCCCUUGGGUGAGGACUUCUGUCACAACUGGUGGAGACUUCCACAACUGGUCAAGCUAUAUGUUAAACUCCAAGAGAGAAGGACCUUCUGGAAAGUUGAUGCGACGUGCUGUUUUCAGUUGAGCUAUUUCGUGUGUAUAUUUAAAGACACAAUCUGAGGAAUAAACACUUUAUUCUUUUUCCUUUUUCA
This is a messenger RNA of Choloepus didactylus (southern two-toed sloth), 7166 nucleotides long. It is a transcript of the gene C2H1orf116, whose product is annotated as chromosome 2 C1orf116 homolog. The record is from RefSeq and is a predicted model, not a curated record. The transcript has 3 exons. Lineage: Eukaryota; Metazoa; Chordata; Mammalia; Pilosa; Megalonychidae. The coding region runs from base 3290 to 5233 and encodes 647 amino acids.